Molecule: messenger RNA, 2121 nt
Organism: Penicillium egyptiacum
Lineage: Eukaryota; Fungi; Ascomycota; Eurotiomycetes; Eurotiales; Aspergillaceae
Source: the annotation of a GenBank genome assembly
AUGCCACGGCCCAAGGUCCAUCCAGCGAAUCGGCUGCGAGCAAACACUGCAUGCACUGCCUGUCGUGCAUCCAAGAAGCGCUGCAGUGGUUAUUUCCCGUGCACCAACUGCAUUCACAAAGGACGUGGCCGCUCAUGUACCCCAUUCAAGUCCUUACCAAAUGCAGGCCUCCGAAGCCGCCUCGUACCUGCUUCUCGACCCACAGUCGAAGCACCUCCGACGUUGAGGGGAACGACAGUCGAUUUACAAAGCCCCUUGAGGCGGCAGUCUCAUGAUAUUGGUACGCCCCAUCUCGAGUUUGAUACGCUGGAGGUGGGAUCGCACUCGCCUGAAGUUGCGCAUCGGACGCAUCCGCGCAUGCUCCGCAACCUACAAGGGGAACGAGUGUACGUCGGGAAAGCCGCCUCUCUGUCAUUUCUACAAUUGCUUCGGGAUACAGUGACCCAACAUAUCGGGCCGUCACAGUUCUCUCAUAAUGGGGGCAGCGAGGAUAUGCUAGAGUCAGAGGCUCAUCAUGAUCUGUUGAAUUUCUCAGAAGAAUGUUGCACUGUUGAUGAGAAGGAUCUAUUUAUCCAAAAUUAUCACGCGGCGACGAGCGGAUUUUUUAAUUUGGACUUUAGGGACGACAUUUCGUGUUCAUUGAUUGGCCCAGCAGAGCCCAAAACGGAGCGGGAAAAGACUAGGGCGGCCAUCAUAGACCUUAUGGUUGCUAUCGGAGCACAAUCCUUCCCAAAUGACCGAAAAACCCUUCAGGCGGAGCGAUUCUACUUUGCUCGAGGCCAACGUAGGACGUUUGCCAAUAUGCUGGAAGAUCCUAGCGUGGAUUUAGUCCGAGUGUUUCUACUCAUGUCCUUCUAUAUGCUGGGAGCAUGCCGUCGAAACACGGCAUUCAUGUACCUGGGAGUGGCAUCACGAGCAGCAGUGGCGCUUGGGUUCCAUGCAGACUUCCCAGGGCCAAUAAGUCCCGAUGAGAGUGACGAGAGAAAUGAACGAUCACGGUUAUGGAUGAGUUUAUGUAUUCUUGAUUUGCUUGUCAGUUCGAUACUCGGGAGACCUUCUGCUAUAUCACCUCUAUUACCCGAGAAUCGACAAGAACCUAGUUGGAUUGGGGCCGCACCAGCCGAUCCUAGCCUGGUGGCUUCAUUUCAGUUAUCCUUGAUCCUGGACGAAAUAAUAAACUGUCUUUACAGUGAAAAGGCCGCAUCCACACAGCAAGCAGACCUACUGUUAUGCAAAUUAAACGGCUGGGGUGAAUAUCUGCCGCGAUCAUUAAGGACGUCGUCUUUAGAACACAAAGACCAGAGCACUUUCCGAGAGCAUACAAUUGGAAACAUGCACGUUGCAUGUUCGUAUCAUUUUGCAGUGAUCUUAGUCACCCGACCUUUCCUCGUCUCGGUCUUGAGUGUCCGGCUGGCCCGGCUACACCAGAGCCUCUCGACAGGUGAUCCCAGCGAGGUGCCUGAGGAGGACCCAGCCCACUCUCGACUCGCAGCGGCAUGUAUUGAUUCUGCUGUAUACAUGCUGCAAACGUGUCUGGAGGUUCAUGAGUCCGGCCUUCUUCUUCGGAAUAUGUGUAUUCUCAAGUUCGUCUCUGCGAAUACCCAUCUAGUGACUCCAGCACUAACAUUAGACAGAGCAUUUAUCUUUGCCGCAGCCCUUGUUCUCGGGUUCUCCAUGUUCUCUCACCGUGACGUUGACUCUGAGAUUGAUGAUGUGUUCCGCGGUGCCCUGACUAUCUUGCGCAUGCUGGCGUCGCAGUCUGCCCAGGCAGCGCACUACCUAGAGAUAAUAACAAAGCUAGAGGCCGCUAUAAGCAAACAGCGCCAGCAACUCGCUGCCCAAGCCCGACAGCGACGGAGUCAAUACGUCAGUCGGAUUUUUAGCUUGAACGACAGGCCGGCAACACCGCGGACACAAAGUGAAGGAAACGAAGAAGAAGCGAGAAACGCAACCCCACUUCUAUCGCAGAGUGUCACAUCAUACACGUGGUUACAUUCAGACGACGGAACCACAGCAUCUGUCUUACCCCCAAUUGUCGAUGGCGCUUUAUUUGAUUGGGAGGGUAUGGAUUUGCCGUUAUGGGAUAGCUUCCCAUUUCUCGCCGAAUCGGCUACAAUAUGA